Molecule: messenger RNA, 2163 nt
Organism: Cryptomeria japonica (Japanese cedar)
Lineage: Eukaryota; Viridiplantae; Streptophyta; Pinopsida; Cupressales; Cupressaceae
Product: putative UPF0481 protein At3g02645
Exons: 1
Coding region: 358-1818 (486 amino acids)
Source: RefSeq, a predicted model, not a curated record
UCUAUCAUUAUCGACCCAAAAAAACCAAAAAAAUGCGCAGCAUGUCAAUUCAACGUCAAAUUUACAAUGUUCCCGUGCAUUUUCCAGCAAUGAAGUUGGACUGCUGACGAGGUCGACUACACUGUACAUUGAUUCUGAUGGAGUGCUAAAAUCCUGGGGGCUGCUUACAGUGAAGGCAAUUCAAAGGUUACCACGAGACAAAUCUAUGUCCAUAGGCUUGUCUGGAAUAAGAAUUCCUUGUCCAACUGCUUGACUACCCAAAAGGGCUAAGCACCGAAAAAAUUCUGAGAUCCUUGAUAAGGUGCACGAUUCUCUCCUCAUUUCCUUUUUUUCUUUUGAGUUUGAAAACCAGAAAAGAUGUUUGUUCCUAAAGUAGGGGUUUCUCAAUGGCUGGAGCAAAUUAAAAAUACACAAAAGCAUGGAGAAGAGCAAGGGAUAGCAUCUCAUGUGCAUCCAUACAUUUUCACCAUACCAGAGCCCUUGCGUAUUGAAAGGCCAGAAGCAUACCUGCCUCAGGUAGCUUCUCUAGGACCUUAUCAUCACCUUAGGCUUGAACUCUAUGAGGCUGAAAGAUAUAAAUCUCGGCUUACUGUCCAAGUUGAGAAACGAGCAAAUGGAACUUUCGAGGAUUUGGUUAAAGAGAUAAUUGGUAUGGGGGAGGAGAUAAGGAACAGCUACAAUAAUCAUAUUGAAUGCGGCAAUGAAGUACUAGGGUGGAUGAUGGCUCGAGAUGCUGUGUUUAUUCUGGAGUUUAUUGGCUGCUAUAAUGAAUGUCGGAGCCCACGAUUUCAACAGGCAAACCCUUAUUUUCAAAGCAUGGAUGAGGUUUUUCACCCAGAAAGAAAGAGCCCAUUGUUCUUCCCACUUCAGGCUGAUAUUUUUAAGCUUGAGAAUCAAGUCCCACUCUUCAUUUUGAAAAAAGUUCUGGAAUGGGAGACUGGCUCAGGAACUCAAGCAUUGGACAAACUCAAAUCUACAAUAUCACAUGCCUGUAAUAUGUUCUCCCCUUUCAUACAUGUUGGAGAGUCAUAUCGUUCCAUUACAGUGGCACAAUUCAAUAGUUCCAUUGAUGAAAGACAUAUACUGGAAUGCCUUUACAAUUUUGUUGUCUCAAAGAAGAAUGCUGGUCAGGUUACGGUCUCUGUCGAAGGUGAACAGAAUAGAGCCAUGGUUAGGUCGAAAAAAAUUCACUUCCUUCACCAGAUAACAUCAAGAUUUAGAGAGCUUUUGUCUCCAAAAUCAUAUAUCAAAGUUGACAAAAAUCUGCCUUCGGCCACAGAAUUACACAAGAGAGGAGUAAAAUUUGCACCUUUUACAUGGGCAUCUGAAGAAAUAAGAUUUGAUAGAGCCAGCUCUACAAUGUUCCUUCCUUGUAUAGAAAUGGAUUACAGAACAGAUGUCUUCUUGAGAAAUAUGGUAGCAGUGGAAGCCUUCAUGACGUGUAAAAGCAGAGUGUUUACUUGCUAUGCAGAUCUGAUGGACAAACUCAUUGACACUCCUUCUGAUGUUGCAGUGCUUAAAAGGUAUGGAAUCAUCAGCAGCAACUUGGGAAGUAGUAAAGAAAUAAGCAAUCUGUGGAAUGGCAUUCGCAGAUCAAUAUGGAGGAGUGCAUAUGAGCCUACAGACCAAACUAUCAAGGAUGUCAAUGCUUAUUACAGAAGUAGAUAUGGAGUUUUACUAGGUGAGUAUUUCCAGGAACAUUUCUCGAAGCCAUGGCGAGCUGCAUCAGUGUUGGGAGCAUGCACUCUGCUUGUUCUAACUUUCUUGCAGACAUUGUUCUCAUAUUAUCAACUGCCCAAACACUAUAAAUCCUUGUAGAUAUAUUUUCUUCAAGUGGCCUUAUCUGUCCCAAAAGCUUUGUCAAUUCAAAGUAGGCUUUCGGUUGAAGCCACCCCAGUGAUGUGUUUGUAAUUUUCGAAUCAGCCCUGUGUUUUACUACCAUUGCUAGUUAUUUUGGUGACAUGCUUUUUAGGCAAGGUCAUCUCUACAUCAUGUUUGUUAAUUGUGUCAUGUCUUAAUUUACAAGAUACCUUAGUGACAUCCCUAUGCCAAGAGUUUUGUAGUAAGAUUUCAUGUCUGGUUUACUGAAACUCAAAGAAAAUGUGUCUGUAAUUCCUAGUUUUUAUAAUAUAUCAAAUCAAGUUGAGUAGACACACUUGUAUA